Molecule: messenger RNA, 3353 nt
Organism: Centruroides sculpturatus (bark scorpion)
Lineage: Eukaryota; Metazoa; Arthropoda; Arachnida; Scorpiones; Buthidae
Product: nose resistant to fluoxetine protein 6-like
Exons: 24
Coding region: 141-3353 (1070 amino acids)
Molecular function (GO): acyltransferase activity, transferring groups other than amino-acyl groups
Source: RefSeq, a predicted model, not a curated record
CAAUUUUAUUGAAAUAUUCAGAAGCAAAAACGAAUUCUUCUGAUGUUUCGAACGUUGUAAAACAUUAUAAAGGUGUAAAAUCGAUAGAAGAAUUCGAAAACAACUUAAAAAAUUUAACAAAACGAAUUUUGAAGACCUUUAUGCCACAGAUCAUCAAUUACGGUUACAAUUUGAAUCUCAGUUUGCCUUGUUUAGGAGCUUUCAUGACAUGGGCUGGUGGUUUGCAGACACUCAAAGAAUGGGCGUUUUUAAUGAUCGAUGCUAAUGGUAUUAACAGUGGAUUUCUGGAUGGCACCCUGUGGAUGGUAGGUGCUUACGAUCAAUGUUUAGAGAUCUCUGUGCCUAAGAACGAACGAUUACCCAUCUCAAAUGAGAAUUUAAAGUUUCGUGGUCAAAUGUGUACCGUUAAAAUUCGACCAGCAGAAGGAGUAUUAAAAGCAAUCGAAGCAUUCCAGAAAGGAAAUGAAAGUGGCAUUUCGUUGAAAGAUCGUAAAACGGUAACACGUUAUUAUAGUUUAUUACGCCAGGGCUUGGAGAAAGGUUAUCAAAGAUUGGACAUAUGUUUACCAGAUAAGUGCACUUUGAGUGACAUGAAUAAAAUGACAGAAGCAGCUGCAAAGAUAAUUGGAAACGAAAUUUCUACAUCUCGCUGCGAAACGUCUCAAACUCCAAACACAAUCGACACUCUUCAAAUAAUAAUUCUUUGUUUAUUUGGCAUUAACAUCUUUUUUGUUUUAUUUGGUACACUUUACGAUGUGUUAACUCGAGCGUUGAAGAUCGGUUUAUUUGAUAAUUGCUAUAUUUUUGGUGUCCUUCGUGAUUUUUCUUUGUAUUUUAAUGCCGAAAAGUUUUCAAAAUUGGAAAGGCACCCUAAAGAAGUGAAGUGUAUCAAUGGAAUGAUUGUCAUUACAUCGAUAUGGAUCGUUUUCUUGCAUACUUAUACAUUUCCAGGAAUGGUCGAAUGCAUUUCUUUCAGAAGCUUGAAAAAUAUAUUUUUAUUCCCUAAACAAUUUUUAUUUGUUCCUAUUGGGAAUGGGCCUAUUUCUGUGGAUUCGUUCUUCUUUAUCAGCGGUUUUCUUCUCACCUUCAGCAUGUGGAAAAAAAGUUUAAAGAAAGAGAAAAUCAAUUAUAUCUUCUUCUUGCUUUCUAAAUAUUGGAGAUUAACUAUAGCGCAACUUUUAGCCAUGGGUGUGACCAUCAUACUUCCACUUUUUGGAUCUGGUCCAUUAUGGUACGAUAUGGUUCAUCAACAAGCGACAAAUUGCAAAGAAAAAUGGUGGAUUAAUAUGAUUUACAUACAAAAUCUAUGGCCUAUAAGUCAAAAACUAAAAGAAAUGUGUUUGAUACACACUUGGUUUCUGGCAUGUUGGAUGCAAUUUUUUGUAUUGAGCGUUUUCAUAUUAUUGUUAAUACGCUGGAAAGAAAUUUACGGUAUUAUCGCAACCAUUAUGUUAAUAGUAAUUGGUUGCGUGACAACAGCAAUUGAUAUGAAACUUAAUGAUAUAAGUAUCAUACCUAAUAUUUACGUUAAUAAUUAUUAUGAUGUAGAAAAUGUGGUGACUGGGCUCUAUUUUAAACCACAUCUUCAUUUGGGAAGUUAUGGCAUGGGCAUAAUAUUAGGAAUCUUCAUGAUACAUUUUCCGGAUUUAAAGUUAAGAAAUAGGACACUAAUAAUUGGUUGGUUCGUGGGCAUAACCUGCAGUUUGGUAUCGUUAUACGGCUUGUUCGGAUAUGAAGGAGUUUAUCCAAUGAAAUUGAUACCCGGUAUAGCAUAUACUGUGUUCUAUGGUCUAGCUUGGGUCGCUGGAAUCGGUUGGAUUAUACUUGUCUGCCAUUCUGGAUAUGGAGGAAUAGUGGAUAAAAUUCUAUCUUGGAAAAUUUUUAUUCCACUAUAUCGACUUUCCUUUCUGGCAUACAUCUUUCAUCCUAUUGUAAUAAUAUAUCAUCAAGGAAGAUUAAGAGAAAAAUUAUAUCUCGGACACGUGGAUAUGAUGCUGCUAGCCAUUAGUUACUCAGUUGUAAGUUAUCUAUUAGCAUUCCUAUUCCAUAUAUGUGUAGAAAUGCCUUUAAACCAAUUGAAUUCUAAACUAAGCAAAACGAUGAAAAUUUUCACUUUUAAUAAAAAAUUAGGGAAAAUUUCGUCGACGAAAAUCACCCAGAAGAAUAAAAAUGAUGUAAAGAUUGUCAUUGAAGAAGUUUAUAUAUAUCUGGCAACUUUGGUAAUUACCUUGUGUUUGUCCUACUUGUUUAAUGUCACUUUCGAGCAACCAUUUAAAAAAAUCGAAAUGAUUAUUAAGAAAAAUUUAACUCGGACUCGAAACAAUCUUCCAGACGCCAUUCCUUCAUCUCAUCCUCCUCUUUCGUCUCCUUCAUUUCACUUAAAAAAUCCUGAAAUAAUAAUAACUCCCGCUACACCCGUUCCUGUAGACAAUCAUUCUUCUCAAUUAUUAACUAUAGCGCAACUUUUAGCCAUGGGUGUGACCAUCAUACUUCCACUUUUUGGAUCUGGUCCAUUAUGGUACGAUAUGGUUCAUCAACAAGCGACAAAUUGCAAAGAAAAAUGGUGGAUUAAUAUGAUUUACAUACAAAAUCUAUGGCCUAUAAGUCAAAAACUAAAAGAAAUGUGUUUGAUACACACUUGGUUUCUGGCAUGUUGGAUGCAAUUUUUUGUAUUGAGCGUUUUCAUAUUAUUGUUAAUACGCUGGAAAGAAAUUUACGGUAUUAUCGCAACCAUUAUGUUAAUAGUAAUUGGCUGCGUGACAACAGCAAUUGAUAUGAAACUUAAUGAUAUAAGUAUCAUACCUAAUAUUUACGUUAAUAAUUAUUAUGAUGUAGAAAAUGUGGUGACUGGGCUCUAUUUUAAACCACAUCUUCAUUUGGGAAGUUAUGGCAUGGGCAUAAUAUUAGGAAUCUUCAUGAUACAUUUUCCGGAUUUAAAGUUAAGAAAUAGGACACUAAUAAUUGGUUGGUUCGUGGGCAUAACCUGCAGUUUGGUAUCGUUAUACGGCUUGUUCGGAUAUGAAGGAGUUUAUCCAAUGAAAUUGAUACCCGGUAUAGCAUAUACUGUGUUCUAUGGUCUAGCUUGGGUCGCUGGAAUCGGUUGGAUUAUACUUGUCUGCCAUUCUGGAUAUGGAGGAAUAGUGGAUAAAAUUCUAUCUUGGAAAAUUUUUAUUCCACUAUAUCGACUUUCCUUUCUGGCAUACAUCUUUCAUCCUAUUGUAAUAAUAUAUCAUCAAGGAAGAUUAAGAGAAAAAUUAUAUCUCGGACACGUGGAUAUGAUGCUGCUAGCCAUUAGUUACUCAGUUGGAAAAUUUCGUCGACGAAAAUCACCCAGAAGAAUAAAAAUGAUGUAA